Molecule: messenger RNA, 531 nt
Organism: Setaria italica (foxtail millet)
Lineage: Eukaryota; Viridiplantae; Streptophyta; Magnoliopsida; Poales; Poaceae
Exons: 2
Coding region: 1-531 (176 amino acids)
Source: RefSeq, a predicted model, not a curated record
AUGCCGGUGGCAGCUUCACCCUCUCCUCUUGUCACACGAGACACGCGCGCUACUGCAUGCAGCGCAUGGGCUAUCAGCGAAGAAGCGAUCGAGCACGGAGGCCGGCACGGCAGCGCGGCGGCGCCCGCGUGCGUGUGCAACUGCAUGCCAGCACCAACGCACACGAAAUCUUGCCGUGCGGGCUGGCUGGCUGGCAGCGCCGGCCCGCUGCUGCUACUCAACCUCGCCCUCUACGUCUCCAUGAUGGGAUUCGCGAGCUGGGCACUCAACAGCUUCGUCGAUGACAUAGGUGACCAGGAAUACUACCCACCUGCGGGCGCAGCGCCGGCGACGCUCCACUUCAUCCAGUUCGCGCUGCUGGCGGCCGUGCUCGGCAGCGCGUCCAAGGCCGCGGCGGCGUUCCACGCGCGCGCAUCGUGGCGACCGCAGGGUCUCGCGGCCGCCGCCGCGCUGGGCACCGUUGCGUGGGCGGCCACCGCGCUCGCGCUCGACCUCGCGUGCAAGGAGAUGCGGGCCGCGUGCUGGCAGUAG